CCUCGGCGCGGCCGGUCGGCGGGAGCGAGUGCACGCUGCUUGGCGCCGCCGGCGGACCCGCCGCGGCCUCGGAGCAGGGAUGUUGGGCUCCUCUGCGGCCCGCGAGGCGGGCUCGGCGCCGCUCACCUUGCAGCAGACGGCGCCCCACGAGGACCAGGAGAACAUCAACCCCGAGAAGGCGUCUCCCGCCCAGCAGCCCCGCACCCGGGCCCGGCUGGCGGUCCUCAAGGCCGGGAACCAGCGGGCCCCGGCGCCGCCGCAGAGGCCCAAGACGCGGCGGGCUGCUCCUCUGAAGGAUCUUCCUGUCAAUGAUGAGCGCGCCAUUGUCCCUCCCUGGAAGGCAAACAGCAAGCAGCCUGCCUUCACCAUCCACGUGGAUGAGCCGGAGGAGACUCAGAGGAGCCCAGACGAAUCUCAAGAAACAGAGUGCGAAGAUGUGCUGGCCUUCAAUUCAGCUAUCGCUUUACCGGAACCCAGAAAACCGCUGGUACCUCUUGAUUAUCCAAUGGAAGAUAGUCUGGAGUCACCACACGCUAUGGACAUGUCAAUUGUGUUGGAAGAGGAAAAGCCAGUGAGCGUUACUGAAGUCCCAGACUACCACGAGGACAUUCACACAUACCUCAGGGAGAUGGAGAUUAAAUGUAAGCCCAAAGCGGGCUACAUGAAGAAGCAGCCGGACAUCAACAACAGCAUGAGGGCCAUCCUCGUGGACUGGCUCGUGGAAGUAGGAGAAGAGUAUAAGCUGCAGAAUGAGACCCUGCACUUGGCUGUGAACUACAUCGACAGGUUCCUUUCCUCCAUGUCGGUGCUGAGAGGGAAACUUCAGCUGGUGGGCACCGCGGCGAUGCUGUUGGCCUCAAAGUUUGAAGAAAUAUACCCCCCAGAGGUAGCAGAGUUUGUGUACAUUACAGAUGAUACCUACACCAAGAAACAAGUUCUGCGAAUGGAGCACCUCGUUCUGAAAGUCCUUUCUUUUGACUUAGCUGCACCAACUGUCAAUCAGUUCCUCACCCAGUACUUCCUGCACCAGCAGCCUUCCAACUGCAAGGUUGAAAGUUUAGCGAUGUUUCUGGGAGAGUUAAGUUUGAUAGAUGCUGACCCCUACCUUAAGUAUUUGCCAUCAGUGAUUGCCGGAGCGGCCUUUCAUCUCGCACUCUACACAGUCACAGGACAAAGCUGGCCUGAAUCCUUGGCACAGAAGACGGGCUACACCCUGGAGAGUCUGAAGCCCUGUCUCCUGGACCUGCACCAGACCUACCUCAGAGCGCCGCAGCACGCGCAGCAGUCCAUCCGAGAGAAGUACAAGCAUUCCAAGUAUCAUGGUGUUUCUCUCCUCAUCCCACCAGAGACACUACAUGUGUAACAGUGAAAGACUGACUUUGUUUUAUAAGAGUUCAGUCAACGUAUAUGGUGUACAGUUUUUAAAGUUUUAAUUUUACAAUCAUUUCUGAAUACAGAAGUUAUGGUCAAGUACAAAUUAUGGUCUCUAUUCCUUUUUAAUGGUUUUAAUUUGUAUAUCUUUUGUACAUGUACUAGCGUAUCUUAGAUAUGUGGCUGAUGAUGAGUGGUUUUGUUAAAGUAUUAAUGAUGCCAGCUGUCAGGAUAAUAAGAAUAAGAAUUAAUAAAUUGAUCUGGAAAACUUAGUUUGUAAGUCAAUUUUAAUUUGAGGUAAAAAUGUGACUUCAGGGUUUCACUGAAAAGUUGAUUUCUCCUGUGGGGACUAAAGGGUUCUCCUAAAAGUUAAAAGACUUCAACUACCUGAUAGUUUCGGGAAAACAGACAGUAGUUCUGACAUUCACUUUCCUGAGCAUCCAACCAGUUGCUGGCACGCGUAACCCAGGUGUUGGGAGUGGAUCUGCUUGCUGACCAGCCGUGGUCCUCGGUGCACGCCAGGGAAGGCCCUCCACUCCUCGCUCACCUGGACACUCCCCUGGACACUCCGUGGACACGGCUGAAGUGGCAGUUACUUAGAACCUGCUAAGUUUUCCAGAAGGUUUGUCAAGAGCAUAAUGUAAAAACGAAGGAAGUGACUAGAUUUUAUAAUGGAUUUGUGAAUAAAAAACGUUCCAGGUUGCUAGCACUUAAAUAAAUAUCCUUUUAAUGGUUCUGUACACAGAUACAA
Messenger RNA from Myotis lucifugus (little brown bat), 2122 nucleotides. It is a transcript of the gene CCNA2, whose product is annotated as cyclin A2. The record is from RefSeq and is a predicted model, not a curated record. The transcript has 8 exons. Gene Ontology annotation, cellular component: cyclin A2-CDK2 complex; nucleus; cytoplasm. Gene Ontology annotation, biological process: mitotic cell cycle phase transition; regulation of cyclin-dependent protein serine/threonine kinase activity. Gene Ontology annotation, molecular function: cyclin-dependent protein serine/threonine kinase regulator activity. The coding region runs from base 80 to 1363 and encodes 427 amino acids. NCBI's taxonomy places the organism in Eukaryota, Metazoa, Chordata, Mammalia, Chiroptera, Vespertilionidae.